Spodoptera frugiperda (fall armyworm) is the source of this 5485-nucleotide messenger RNA. RefSeq lists its product as uncharacterized. NCBI's taxonomy places the organism in Eukaryota, Metazoa, Arthropoda, Insecta, Lepidoptera, Noctuidae. The record is from RefSeq and is a predicted model, not a curated record. The coding region runs from base 291 to 5363 and encodes 1690 amino acids. The transcript has 18 exons.
UAUUAACAUGGCAACAUUGUAAUGGCUUUAAGUUUGGAAAAGUGAAGUGUUUUUAUCGGUCCGUUUGAUUGAUAAAUUUUGCCGAAUACUCAGGUUAUUUCUAUGAGAGUGCAUAUUAAGAAUUUACCGUGAUAUAUGUGAUUUGUGUUAUGUUAGAAACAUUACUCAAAUUGCUGUGAUGAUGAUGAUUAGGGUCGACUGAAGCGCUUUCUCUGUCUAUAUAAUAUUUGGUAUAUCUACAGUGAUCACCAAUACUAUAUAUCGGAAUAAAAAAGAAAAUACAAGGCAAAAUGUCGGGGAAACCGUAUACAGUGUCAGAGCUAAAGACUAUAGUCAAUUACCUAGUGGAAAAUAAAUUGUAUAGUGAAACAAGAGCUAGGAAGAUGUGGGUUGAUUUUGCUAACACAAAGAUAACAAAUAGAACUUGGCAGAGUUUGAAAGAAACGUUUAUAAAACGGAUCUUACCGGACAUACACAAUCCGUAUUUUAAACUGACUAAUGAACAGAUCAGUAGUUUCAAAGCCAGAUGUGAUCUAGCUGAAAAAGACAAAAACAAACUUGAAAUUCACACUAUAAGUGAUGACUCCAGUUCUAAUGGUACGAAACGUAAAUCAUUCGCUCGUAGUACGAAGCCAUGGCGUUAUAAUAAUAUUUGUCAAAAUCCGAAAGAUAAUGAGCCGUCAAAUGAUGAAGGGGAGACCAAUGCAGGUGAGAAUACACAAUGUUCAAAGAUACCUAUGAGAAGUAGAUCUUCAGCUGACACAGUAAUCCUUGAACACUGCUAUGAAACCGUGGAGGAUAUCCAAAGGGACCUGGAAUCCACUGAAGAAAAAAUUGAAGAUUUAAAGCAAUCUGAGGUUCAGAAAUCUCUCAGAGAUUGCAUAACUUAUUCUGAACCUCUAACACCAAUGCUGCAAGAAGUACUGGAUGAUUUUGCAUCAGAACCUGAAGAUUCUGACCGAGAGAACAGAAUGGAAAUUGUAGAGAACGAGAGUGUGCCAGAAGCUGAGAAUAUUGAAGACAUUGAGAUCAUGAAUGAACAGGUCCCUGACUUUGACAAUGAUAAUGCCACUACUAAGAGUGCUGAAGCUGAUAGCAUUGAACACGAUAAUGUAGUUGAAGCUAUUGAAGAACUGUUAGAUCAGGAAAUAGAUAAUGAAAGCGAUCCAGAUAACAGACCUCUGAACAUAAAUUCAAACAAUGCAGAUGAAUCUGAACCUGAUUUAAAUGACGUAGUUUUGGAUGAGGAAAUUUCAUCAAUGCAAGUAGAAACACACACUGAUAAGAAUAUUGAUGAUAGCUCAGAACCAAUUGAUUCUGUUGCUGUUGAAAAAGAAACUGUACAACCUGAUACUACUAAUGCUGGGGAUACAAGCUCCAAAAACUUACAGACGGAACCUCAAGUACAAUCUGGUGCCAUAAACUCCUCCAAUAGUACAGUUGACGCCACUCUUCCUAAUAAUCAAGAGGCAAUUAAUAAGAAGCAAUCUCAGAUUGUUGAAGUUAAUGAUAAAAAUACAGAAGAAAGUACAAAUGAAGUAACAAAUGAUACUGAUGACACACAAGCCGCUGCGAAAGUUGCAAGAAAAAGAUCUGUUUCUGAAGAACCAAUCAACUAUACACAUAAAAAGAAAAAGCGACUUCACAUCCAGUUGAAAUCAUCUUCGGAAUCAGAAGGGAUACAAAAAACAGAGUCUCAUCAUGAAGGUGUUAUUAAACUAGCAGCAGGACAAAUGGGCAGGUCUCAAAGUACUGACGACUAUAACAAACCUUCAACCAGUGCAGUAAUUGACGAAGUCAUUGAAAUAGAAGAUGUUACAACUGAAUUGCCGCCGGUGGUCACGAAUCCUUGCUUGCAAACCGUCAGUUUGUUUGACGAACAAUUUAACAAGACUAGACAUAACAUGUCCGAGUCUAGUGACUUUGAGAAGAAUAAGAAGGAAGUGGAAGCUGAAAAGACAUCAUCUCAUAAAACUGUUCCGAGGAUUUCAAAAGAAGCUUCGAAGUCGCGUUCGGUGUCCGAAUCUGAAGUAACACCACCUCCGCCGAAGAAAAGGAAGCGGAUUGGUGUAAUAUCAAAUAAAAGUGAAAGAGACAAAGCUAUUGCGAAAAUGUUUGGAGUAACUAAUGGCGGAGGGGGACACUCAAAGCGCAAAAGACGUACCAGCCAUCGUGCGGAACGUACUCGAACUACAUCGCACAAUAAUAUUUCACACCAAGAUGCCGCUCGCUCAGAUUCAAGUGAUUGGACUUCUGAGAGUGAGAGCGACGCGUUUGUGUCGCCACCUCGCAGCCGUAGGAACAGGUCCACCAAGAAAUAUUUAAAGCCACGUUCAGUUAAGAUAGCAUCGCUUGAGGAAGAAGGUGGACUGUUCAUCAUGUACGGCAAAAGAAUAUACCCAAUCGUAAAAGAUGGGAAGAUUAUCAAGAACUACGUCACAUUCCUACCAGAAAGUGAUUCCGAUGAAGAAUUGUUCUGGAAACAGAAGUAUGUAGAGGAAAAGAGGAAGGCUGCUGAAUUGAAGAAAUUAUUACAAGAAGCUGCAGUGCCUAAAUCUGUGACAAUAGAGAAUAUUCCAGCCGUACACCAGCCAAACCCAAUAAGUACUCCAAGAUCUAGUCUAGUUCAGGUGGCUGAACCUUCAAAUUGCCAAGGUAAGUUUUUGAAAAGUGUUAAAAGAGAAGAAGGAACGAGCCAUCAAGAGGAAGGUGUGAAACAAAAUAAGGUUAAAUUCACGAAGAACAAUGAGGAGGUGCACUUAGAAGGUCACUGGCCUCAGAUCCACCCAGUCCUCGAGCAGGUGGUGCAGAUCUUCCACAAGGAGUCUGAAACAGCUGUUAACGAGCCGCCACAGAAGCCCGCUACCAAUGGGGUUAAGGACAUAAACAGUGGACAGUCAACACCUGUUGUGAUCACCGUUGACCCAGAAGUACAUGAAAAAGUAAACAAAAUUGAGAAAGAAAUAUUCGAAGAGAUUAAGGAACGAGAUCAAGAGGAAGGUGUGAAACAAAAUGGAGUCAAUAAUGUAACGAAAAGGAAAUCGUCGUCAUCAUCAAUACCAACGCCUGAGAAACGGCCAAAAUUGUCCAAUGGAACGGUAGAGACAAACAAACAGACCAAUGAAACGGUAGCCGUAGAAAAUGGCCGGCCACGUCGACUGAGGGUAAGGGAGACGGAAAAUAAAUCCGUUGAUAAUCAAGAGAUGUCACCUAAAAGACAAUCAAAAACGCCACGUCCUUUUUUGAAUGAAACUGUAAACACAACCAACUUGAAAACAAUGCAGACUCGGCGAUCAAAGCAGAAUUUGGAGAACAGCCCCAAAGAACAAGAAGAAGAAGUAAAAUACAUGUUGGCAACACGGAGCAAGAGACUAUCACUUAAGGCAACUAACAAUAAAACAAAUAAAAAAACAUAUAAAAGUGUUGAAAAACUUCCGAGGAUAUUCUCGUCUCCUGAAAAUCUGCCACCUUAUUCCAUGGACAGUACGCAAGGCUACCACGAUACUGACACGAGUCCAGUUAAACCAGAAACAAGGAAAAAGAAAAAACUGGACAUGUCCAGCUUUGCGAUAAAGACGAGAAACUCUUUGCGUCGGAAUUCAAAAAGCAAGUCCUAUCCUUAUUUAUACUGUGAUGCGUACGACGACUCUAGUAACUCGUCUGUUGAUGCACAAGCAAAAGUCACUCGGGAAAAUUCAACUCUGAAAUCCGAAGCUUACAGGUCGGACUCUUACCAACACCUUAUGCCCCAAGUAAAAAUAUCGAGGCUUUUGGAACCAAUACACGAAAAUUCUCCGAAUGAUAAUAGAAUUUAUUUCUCAAAAUCUUCGAAAGAAAUGCGCACUGAAGAUGUAUCAGCUCUUAGAAGUGAUAAUCACACAAAUAACUCAGGUCAAAUGACGAGUGAUGUUGGCAGUUCCAGUAAUAUGUCUCUUCCAAUGUCUCCAGAAUUAUCGAUCGUGGAAAACUUAUCUAUAUCGAAAGAGCUUCUUAACUCUGCUGAAAAUUACCCAACUAUUAAUGAAAUGCAGAAUACAGAUGCAAAUGAACCAAGCACAUGCAACAAUUUUCGGAUAUCAGAAGUCGACGUCACCUUACCACUGAUGAAUCAGGAAUGUGAUUUUGAAAGUUAUAACGUAGCAAGUGAACCCGGCAGUGGAGGGCAAGGGUUGGUUACAGAGUCUUUGCUGAACAAAAUCGACACUUUCAAUAUAAACGACCAAGUAACUGCAACGGAUACAUUGAAUAAAAAACUUCACGAUUUGCUAUUGGAAAGUGCUAGGAAAGCGAGCAGAAAACAGAGUACAGAAGAUAAAGAUAGCGUAAUGGAAGUAGAUGUUACUAGUGCUCCUAUUGGUGAUGUGCAAAAGAAAGCUAAAGCCAAAAAGAGAUGUUCCACUCCUCAGAAAAGAAAAGGAUCGAAGAAAUCUGCGGCUCCUCAUGUAGAGCCUGUUGUAGAAGAAGAACAUGUGGAGUCGUUCUCACACGGUGGCGGUAGACAGUCAUGCCCGCCACUCUUCCAAGCAUAUCGGGCCGAUGAAGUCCUAACUGAAGAAAUAGAUAUUGCUAACCUCAGCAUCACCAAUGAAAAACUAAAGGGCAAAAAGAAGAAAGACAUCAUCAGAGUUAAGAUACAGCGGCCUAAACAUAAACUGGGCUACGAGAAAGUUCGUUCGAAAUCUGCUAAAAAUGCAAGCAGGUUGUCAAUUUUCACAGAUAGCGGUAUUAAUGAAACUGAGUCGGAGGUGUUUCAACCAGUUAAUGAAAGUGUGGAACUAAUACAUAAUCACUCCGAAACUUGCCUACUUGCUAAUGAUUGUGUAGGCGACAGUCUAGAGUUUGUAGAAAAUUCCAAAUCCGUUAUAACUCUGGACGAUUCGUUGCAAUCUGGCGAUGCGUGGGAUAGCCAAACUCGGAACACUAAUGAACACAGCACUUCGCCGACACCUGAUAUGUUUUGCAACAAUGCUCAAGAUGUCUGCUUGUAUAAAAACGCUAAAUCAGAUAUCGAAAGUGUAAGCGAAACAGUAUACCACAGCCCAUACGGUACUCCCAACAGCCUAAUCACAGAAGACAUUUCCGACGAUUCUCCUUUGGCAUCACGCCCGGCAAAAUGGUACUUGUUGAGCGAAGAUGAAACCAAUAACACGAACUUGGUGGGACAAGGAUCCACCAUGUUAAACGCUGGGAGCUUCGUAUCCAAUCUUAAACAUAUAUUCCCAGUUACUUGCGCCGUACCUGAUCUAUCCACCAUUACAGAAAUGUCCGACAGCAGCAGAAAACCCGCUCUAGAAGAUUUAGCCGGUCUAACAGGAGAUGACUUUAAUUCUCUAAGCGUUUUCGAUUCUAAUUUUAAUGUUUGAUCCAUUACAGCCUGGUGCCUUAAAUAUUCAGUAAAAUGUUUGUUAACGUAUUUUGAUGAUUUUUAUGAAAUAAAUGUUAAAUUAUAUUUUAAUACUUAAUAAAAUUAUUUGCUUUUCUUUAA